CUACUGCUAGAACUGUUGGUCAUCUCUCCAAGAGCGCUGAGGUAAUGAAGCUAGUCAGUAGUCUCAUGAAGGCUCCUGAAGUGGCGACGACCAUGCAGGAAUUUAGCAAGGAAAUGACAAAGGCUGGUGUCAUUGAGGAAAUGGUGAAUGAUGCUGUUGAUUCAGCUCUGGACUCUGAAGACAUAGAAGAGGAAACUGAAGAGGAGAUUGAGAAGGUGCUUACUGCUAUAGCUGGUGAGACAGCUUCCCAGCUUCCAGAUGCAGUUAGGAAGGGAAGGAUAAAGCAACCUGCUUCCAGCCAGAAAGCAGAGCAACAGUCUGAGGCAAUAGCUGAAGGUGUAGAUGAUGAGGGAGAGCUAGAGGAGAUAAGGGCGCGGCUCGAUAAAGUGAGGUCGUAAACGUUCUUUGGUAAUUUUAACCAACACAUCUAAAUUGAGUCGUCUCCAGGAGUGAAUGAGUGAUAUACAGAGAAAUGAACAUAAUAAUGUUUAAUGCCACCCUUAUUAUGUGUUAUAUAGCCCUUGUAUGCUCUAUAAUUGUAUGUAUUAAAAGAUCAAAUCCAAGAUCCUUUGGAUUUCGGAGAUAAUUGAUGAUUUUUAAGUGAAUCAAAGGCUUGUGG
Messenger RNA from Phalaenopsis equestris, 619 nucleotides. RefSeq names its product vacuolar protein sorting-associated protein 24 homolog 1-like. The record is from RefSeq and is a predicted model, not a curated record. Gene Ontology annotation, cellular component: ESCRT III complex; multivesicular body. Gene Ontology annotation, biological process: late endosome to vacuole transport; endosome transport via multivesicular body sorting pathway; protein transport. Lineage: Eukaryota; Viridiplantae; Streptophyta; Magnoliopsida; Asparagales; Orchidaceae.